AUGGAAGAAACCAACACAAAGUUCGACAUUUAUGAAAACAACAACAAUCCGACUUCAACCUCAAAUAAUGAUGGAAAUUUGAACGAGUAUUUAUCUGAUACAUCAACUUUAGGAGAGCUUUCAUCAGAGUUUAUUCCACCUCAACUUUCAUCCUCCGAUGUUUCUCUAAAUUCAUCGCCCAUGAUGCCGAUCACACCACCAGCCACCACUCUUCCUGAUACAACGACUUCAAACCCUGUCAUUCCACAAGUGACUACUGCUGACGUAAAAAACGAUUCCCCGAUUUUUACGGCAAAAGCGCUUUUGACGUCAAAUGUUAAUGAAAUUUCAUCGUCUACCAUAUCAGACAUCAAAACCAUUCAAAAUACCGAACCUACAAAAACCUACAAACCUACGACGUUGACAAGUUCAACAAGAUUAUCUACCAUUCCGACUUUGACAACAACAGCAGCCACACAAAUUAUUGACCCAGCUUUGGUCGGGAAAUGUAAGUUGGCCACGAACGCCAUCAAUCGGUCCCUGUUUGCAACUAAUGGAGAACUAGAGGAUCCAGAUCAGUAUGGAUUCUGGCUGGACACGUGCGGCCAAACUCUGUUGCUCGGAAAGUCAUUGGGCACUUGGCAGCAAAACUCGGAGGUGUGUUUCAGCCUAAACAUGCAGCCUUUCGCUCUUGAGAGCAAAGAGAAACUCGAUUGCAUGAAACGCGAAGCCAAGACCUGGAAGUACAAUUUGAACUACUGGACAGGCGGGAUGAAGGACUUGGCGCGCUGCACACUUGGUUGGUGUUCCACAAAGGGAGUUGCGCCCUGGCAGGACGUUCUCCCUUUGGUCAACCUUGAGAAAGACCAGAACUGCAUCCAGAUGCAAAUUUUCAAAACCAACGGCUCCAUCUUGAUCAGCGACAGACGGUGCUCGGACAAAUCAAUAAUCGCUUGCCAAGGCUCUACGACAAAACCUCCUCAGUGCGUCAGUCCCGUUUGUCCAAAUGUAACCUGCCAGAAAGACGCAACCGCAGUUUUUCACUACAGCUAA
This is a messenger RNA of Neocloeon triangulifer, 1032 nucleotides long. RefSeq lists its product as uncharacterized. The record is from RefSeq and is a predicted model, not a curated record. The transcript is spliced from 10 exons. Bases 1 to 1032 code for a protein of 343 amino acids. NCBI's taxonomy places the organism in Eukaryota, Metazoa, Arthropoda, Insecta, Ephemeroptera, Baetidae.